ACGAUUCGUACAAGACGGAAUCUUACAGUUUUUAUGUCAGCCCUUUACUCCUCGAGGAUACUCGCGAAGACAGCUUUUUCGCCAAAGACUUGGGCAGGAACUUGACGGCAUCACUCAGCACCCUGAAGUUUAUGAGAAAGGAAGGCCUCCAAUUGGAGAAGAUUUUCGACAACCCUGUCCCGUACUUGAGCCGUAAGGAAUCGCGCGACGCAAUUGAACGCCUGGAGUCCCGAGCGCAGACACAGCCGAUCAAGGACCAUCCGUACGACGAGGACGAGGAAGGCCUUAAUUUCUUCAGCACGUACGUUUUUGACGAGAUCACUUCAUGGCUCGGCGACCGCAACGACGAUCGAAAGUCAGAGAUCGAGAUCCGGAUCCCCUAUUCGGGUAGCAAGAAGAGAAGCAGUGUGUACCACAAGAUCGUCCGAGUAACAGCUCAGAAUCUGGUUCCGCACAUGAAGUGCCGCACCUGGAACCAUGGUCUUUCUGUGAUUAUUUCACCAGAAGAUUCCGACGAGAAUCAAGAGAGGCAGCAAACGUUUCGAGAUAACCUUUCCGCCUCAAUCAGAAAGCAAACAGGUCUUCGCCUGAUUAUGGAGGCCCUUUCCGGAGGGCAUUUUGCGGAUAUCAUUGACCCGAGCUACAUUAUUGAGGCUUUAUCAUCCUGGCCUGGCGGCAUGACGGUACAGAGCUUUUGUCAAGAGGUUCAGCAGAAAUUUGGAAACGCGCCGCUUUUGAGUCCGGAGCGAGAGUCCGGUGAGGACAGCGAGGGAGUGGUGUCGACGACACCAGAGCAGGAAUCCAGCUACUUCAGCGAAGAAUCACCCAAUAACAUCGGGAACUCCCUGGAAGAAGCAAAAGGCGAACAAUCCUGGCGAUUGCCGGAAUCAUCGUCGGAGUGGAUUACAAGUUUCCCGCACACGCCUGUGAGUCCCAGCGGGUCUUGGGGAAAUCCUGCCGGCUACUCUGGAGAGCGUCACAGCGAGGAUGAUAUCUCGGAAGCAACGCUUUCCGAUCAGAUCCGGGCCGCCCUCUGGACACUCGAAUCCAAGCUCCAGCUCCAGCGCCCACCAAUUGUUGGUCACAACCAGUUCUUUGACUUGUUGUUCAUUUACCAAACCUUCUUUGACGAUCUCCCUGCUUCCUGCGGGGAAUUCUUUGCCAACAUCUACGAGUUGUUUCCCCACAUAAUCGAUACCAAACUCAUGGCAAUCGCCGAUCAGGCGAUCGAAGGGGAAGAUCCGCUGGCGGAUAUAUUCGACAGAUUCAUUGGCGAUGUUUGCAGGCCGUCUAUUGGCUGGGAUCCGGCCCAUGGGUACAGUCGAAGGGCGAACGCCCAUGAAGCAGGCUACGACAGCUUCAUGACUGCUGUUAUCCUUCUGCGACUCGCACAUAAACUUGCUCGAAGGACACUCGACAACGUCGACGAGGGUGAGAGCUGGGACAAGAAGAUGCGUCGAUUGUACGACAAGGGCUGGCUACUAGAGAUUGGACGUGACCCCGAAUGCUUUGGAUCGGACUCAGGAUCGGACUUUGAGAAAUCGACGGCAUCCUCAGACGGCGAUGACGAAGAAGUCGGAGAGCUCUACUGGGGUCAUUCUGUGUUCGACAUGUUCCGCAACACUCUGCGAAUCGGCCCCUCCACCAAUGUUUUUCUGGAGAGACAGUGGGCAGCCGAUCGAGCCUUUCGCCAGGUUCCGCGUCCGACGUCAGACACGGAAGGAUGCAGUAUUCGUUCUUGA
Messenger RNA from Colletotrichum chrysophilum, 1742 nucleotides. RefSeq lists its product as uncharacterized. The record is from RefSeq and is a predicted model, not a curated record. Gene Ontology annotation, biological process: nuclear-transcribed mRNA poly(A) tail shortening. Lineage: Eukaryota; Fungi; Ascomycota; Sordariomycetes; Glomerellales; Glomerellaceae. The transcript is spliced from 5 exons. Gene Ontology annotation, cellular component: cytoplasm. The annotation marks the transcript as partial. Gene Ontology annotation, molecular function: RNA binding; poly(A)-specific ribonuclease activity.